This is a messenger RNA of Ostrea edulis (European flat oyster), 2106 nucleotides long. RefSeq names its product zinc finger CCCH domain-containing protein 13-like. The transcript has a single exon. The record is from RefSeq and is a predicted model, not a curated record. Bases 1 to 2106 code for a protein of 701 amino acids. NCBI's taxonomy places the organism in Eukaryota, Metazoa, Mollusca, Bivalvia, Ostreida, Ostreidae.
AUGCAAUACCGAUACAAGGAAACACAUUCUGUUAAACCGAGGGAACAAAAUACCAAUCCAAAAGAACAUUCUGUCAAACCAAGAGAACAAAAUACCAAUCCAAAAGAACAUUCUGUCAAACCAAGAGAACAAAAUACCAAUCCAAAAGAACAUUCUGUCAAACCAAGAGAACAAAAUACCAAUCCAAAAGAACAUUCUGUCAAACCAAGAGAACAAAAUACCAAUCCAAAAGAACAUUCUGUCAAACCAAGAGAACAAAAUACCAAUCCAAAAGAACAUUCUGUCAAACCAAGAGAACAAAAUACCAAUCCAAAAGAACAUUCUGUCAAACCAAGAGAACAAAAUACCAAUCCUAAAGAACAUUCUGUCAAACCAAGAGAACAAAAUACCAAGCCUAAAGAACAUUCUGUCAAACCAAGAGAACAAAAUACCAAGCCUAAAGAACAUAAUGUAAAACCAAGAGAACGAAAUACCAAGCCUAAAGAACAUUCUGUCAAACCAAGAGAACAAAAUACCAAGCCUAAAGAACAUUCUGUCAAACCAAGAGAACAAAAUACCAAGCCUAAAGAACAUAAUGUAAAACCAAGAGAACGAAAUACCAAGCCUAAAGAACAUUCUGUCAAACCAAGAGAACAAAAUACCAAUCCAAAAGAACAUUCUGUCAAACCAAGAGAACAAAAUACCAAUCCAAAAGAACAUUCUGUCAAACCAAGAGAACAAAAUACCAAUCCAAAAGAACAUUCUGUCAAACCAAGAGAACAAAAUACCAAUCCUAAAGAACAUUCUGUCAAACCAAGAGAACAAAAUACCAAGCCUAAAGAACAUAAUGUCAAACCAAGAGAACGAAAUACCAAGCCUAAAGAACAUUCUGUCAAACCAAGAGAACAAAAUACCAAUCCUAAAGAACAUUCUGUCAAACCAAGAGAACAAAAUACCAAGCCUAAAGAACAUAAUGUAAAAACAAGAGAACGAAAUACCAAGCCUAAAGAACAUAAUGUAAAACUAAAGGAACGAAAUACCAAUCCAAAAGAACAUUCUGUCAAACCAAGAGAACAAAAUACCAAGCCUAAAGAACAUAAUGUAAAAUCAAGAGAACGAAAUACCAAGCCUAAAGAACAUUCUGUCAAACCAAGAGAACAAAAUACCAAUCCAAAAGAACAUUCUGUCAAACCAAGAGAACAAAAUACCAAGCCUAAAGAACAUAAUGUAAAACCAAGAGAACGAAAUACCAAUACUAAAGAACAUAAUGUAAAACCAAGAGAACGAAAUACCAAGCCUAAAGAACAUAAUGUAAAAGUAAAGGAACGAAAUACCAAGCCUAAAGAACAUUCUGUCAAACCAAGAGAACAAAAUACCAAUCCAAAAGAACAUUCUGUCAAACCAAGAGAACAAAAUACCAAUCCAAAAGAACAUUCUGUCAAACCAAGAGAACAAAAUACCAAUCCAAAAGAACAUUCUGUCAAACCAAGAGAACAAAAUACCAAUCCAAAAGAACAUUCUGUCAAACCAAGAGAACAAAAUACCAAUCCAAAAGAACAUUCUGUCAAACCAAGAGAACAAAAUACCAAUCCAAAAGAACAUUCUGUCAAACCAAGAGAACAAAAUACCAAUCCUAAAGAACAUUCUGUCAAACCAAGAGAACAAAAUACCAAGCCUAAAGAACAUUCUGUCAAACCAAGAGAACAAAAUACCAAGCCUAAAGAACAUAAUGUAAAACCAAGAGAACGAAAUACCAAGCCUAAAGAACAUUCUGUCAAACCAAGAGAACAAAAUACCAAUCCUAAAGAACAUUCUGUCAAACCAAGAGAACAAAAUACCAAGCCUAAAGAACAUAAUGUAAAACCAAGAGAACGAAAUACCAAGCCUAAAGAACAUUCUGUCAAACCAAGAGAACAAAAUACCAAGCCUAAAGAACAUAAUGUAAAACCAAGAGAACGAAAUACCAAGCCUAAAGAACAUAAUGUAAAAGUAAAGGAACGAAAUACCAAGCCUAAAGAACAUUCUGUCAAACCAAGAGAACAAAAUACCAAUCCUAAAGAACAUUCUGUCAAACCAAGAGAACAAAAUACCAAGCCUAAAGAACAUAAUGUAAAACCAAGAGAAUGA